Messenger RNA from Lagopus muta (rock ptarmigan), 446 nucleotides. RefSeq names its product cytochrome b-c1 complex subunit 9. Bases 33 to 221 code for a protein of 62 amino acids. Gene Ontology annotation, biological process: mitochondrial electron transport, ubiquinol to cytochrome c. NCBI's taxonomy places the organism in Eukaryota, Metazoa, Chordata, Aves, Galliformes, Phasianidae. The transcript is spliced from 2 exons. The record is from RefSeq and is a predicted model, not a curated record.
GCGGCGGCGCAGGCGCAGAAGGCGCAUCCAAGAUGGCGCUGCUCAGGCAGGCUUACAGCGCGCUCUUCCGCCGCACCUCCACUUUCGCCCUCACCGUCGUGCUGGGCGCCGUGCUGUUCGAACGCGCCUUCGAUCAGGGCGCGGACGCCAUCUUCGAACACCUCAAUGAAGGGAAACUGUGGAAACACAUCAAGCACAAAUAUGAAGCAAGCCAAGACUGAAAUGUUCAGCAGCAAGAUCCAGUCUGGGGUGGCAAAAGACACUGCAGAGAAGGAUUCAGUCUCCUGAAACAGGUUAUAUUGAAAUGGAAUUGGGUCCCUGACUGAUUCCGAGCCAGAUUAUAUCAGCCACCUACUGAUAUGAUGUCAACCAAGAUGGACUCAACGAGUUCUGCUGCUGUAUUGAAACUUGCUGUGUUAAAAUAAAACAAAAAUGCUUGACCCAUG